UGCGGGUGCUAGCCGCUGGGAGAACUCCCAGUUCUUCCACCGAUUCGGAGGUCCGUGAGGAGGUAUAUUAGGACGGUGGCGGCUGGGGUAGUCACAGAGAAUCUCUCUUGCCUGCUACCAUCAUCAUCACCAGCACAGACGCGCCGUUCACGAUGUCCUACCCCAAGAAGGUUCCCUAUGUCCGCCUCGGCAACUCGGGCUUGAAGGUCUCGAAGAUCAUCCUGGGAUGUAUGUCGUACGGGUCUCCUGAGUGGCAGCAAUGGGUCCUCGGCGAGGAGGAGGGCAUCAAGCACAUCAAGGCGGCGUACGACGCGGGGAUCAACACCUUCGAUACGGCGAACGUCUACAGUAACGGCCUCUCAGAAGUCAUCCUCGGCAAGGCCAUCAAGCAGCACAACCUCCCGCGCGACGAGAUCGUGGUGAUGACGAAGGUCUACUUCGAAGUCAAGAAGAGCGUCGGCGAGAGCUUCACGCCGGACGUCAACCCGGACACGGUCGGCUACGUUAACCAGCACGGGCUUAGUCGCAAGCACAUCUUCGACUCCGUGAAGCACAGCUUGGAGCGCCUGCAGCUGGACUACAUCGAUGUGUUGCAGUGCCAUCGCUUCGAUAAAGACACGCCGAUCGAGGAGACGAUGGAAGCCCUCCACGACGUCGUGAAGGCAGGUUGGGUCCGCUACAUCGGAAUGUCGUCUUGCUGGGCGUACCAAUUCAACGCCAUGCAGAGCUAUGCCAUUCAGAACAAGCUCACCCCCUUCAUCUCGAUGCAGAACCACUACAGCCUCGCCUACCGCGAGGAAGAGCGCGAUAUGUUCCCGACCCUCAAGCAGUUCGGCGUCGGCGCCAUCCCCUGGUCCCCUCUCGCCCGCGGCCGCCUCACCCGGCCGCUCAACCAGCAGACGAAGCGCGGGGAGGUCGACCGGUUCAUCGGGCAGUACAGCAAGUCACAGGCGAGCGCGGACGCGAUCGUGAACCGCGUCGAGGAGCUCGCGGGGAAGAAGGGGUGCAGCAUGGCGCAGCUGGCGCUCGCGUGGAUCAUGAACCGCCCCGGGGUGACGGCGCCGAUUGUGGGGACGACGUCGUUGGAGAAUCUGGCGGACUUGAUUGGCGCGGUGGAUGUGCAGCUGAGCGAGGAGGAUAUGAAGUACUUGGAGGAGCCGUACAUCCCGCAGGGGGUUAUUGGGCAUCAGUGAGUGCGCGACCGAAGAGGAUAACGAUAAUGCCAAAAGCAUGUAACAUUAGCGGAACACGGCAAUCGACUUCAUUGACCUACACGCCCCGCUCGCUCGACUUCGAUUGCACGAUGAGGGC
This is a messenger RNA of Schizophyllum commune H4-8, 1311 nucleotides long. RefSeq names its product Aldo/keto reductase. NCBI's taxonomy places the organism in Eukaryota, Fungi, Basidiomycota, Agaricomycetes, Agaricales, Schizophyllaceae. The transcript has 9 exons. The coding region runs from base 153 to 1193 and encodes 346 amino acids. The record is from RefSeq and is a predicted model, not a curated record.